AUGCAUCAGAGAUUCAACACAAGAUUUACGCAAGAAGUAUUUGGUCUGUUUCUAAACAAUUUCACAAACCCUGGAGAAGACACACUAUCCGAGAAAGAAGAGCUCUCUAGGGCGAAUAGACUGAAAUGUAACUUGCGUGUUUUUAUUGAACUAUACCUGGUUGGCCUUUUUACCAAUGUUGACAAUUUAAGCUCUAAAGAGGCUCUACCAGCUUUCUUACAGCGGAGCAUGGCUAAAAAAGAACCUAUCAUUUUGCGCCUUAUGAAAGAAUCUCUCAACUACAAGUUCAAGCGUGGAUUGUCUACUGGUAUUGCGACAUCCGUACUCAAGAGAUUUCCAUUCUUCUUCAACAACCAAGACACACGUCUGAACGUCUGCAUAGCUGAUGAUAAUCUCAAAGAGUUGUUGCAAGCUUUGUUUAAGCUAUAUGGAGACGCUGUUAUUGCAAGAGCAGUUGAGUUGGACUCCAGAACCAAAAAACUGUUCAAGGAACAUCAAAGCUGCCAAUUCCGUACCGGUAAGCUAACAGACGAAUACAUCGAAGAGUAUAAUCAAUGUAUGCCGAUUUAUGAGACUUUUAAGGCGGCUUCCGAAGUAUUUGCCGAUUUCUUUAACCUGGACAAGCCGUCGUUCGACCAGUCCGUUAGCGAACAAAAAGAUGAACAAGCGUCACUUUCUCCUGUUAUAACAAACGCAGUGGCUUUACCUGGUCAGAGGUUGUGGGAAAAUGAAGAAACCAGGAAGUUUUACGAAGUUCUGCUUGACAUUGGUGACUUAUACAGAGCAUCGCUUCAAAGUGAAGUGGAGGCAAAUGGAGAAGUAAUCAACGACUUUUUCAGUAACUUGGAAAAAACAGAGUCAAAAGAGGAAAUAGACGCUUUGACUGUGCAAUAUUGGUCUGAGAAUCUGGAUAAUAAGGCGACGAAGAAGCGUCUGAUCAAAUUCCUCAUAGAAACGCAAGAUUGGAGCAAAAUAAGAGUUUUUACAAGGUUUCUUGCGACAAACGCCAAAUAUUUUCCUGAUGUUAUUGACGAGUUUACGUCGUACUUGGACAGUGGGUUUCGCAGCCAGCUUCAUACUAAUAGAAUAAAUGUGAAGAAUAUCAUUUUUUUUAGUGAGAUGGUGAAAUUUAUGCUACUUCCAACUUAUAUGAUAUUCCAUAAGAUAAGGACGCUGAUCAUAAAUUUGCAAGUUCCGAACAACAUCGAGAUUUUGACUGUUUUCUUUGAGCAUUUGGGUAUAUUCCUCAUCAACAAACCUGAGUACAAACCACACAUGGAAAAAAUGGUAGAAUUAAUAAGGGAAAACAAGAAAGAUAGACAAAUAAAUAUGAAUCUGAAGGGGGCACUGGAUAACUUGAUCAAUCUAGUCUAUCCACCCUCAAUAAGAUCGCUUAAUGCAGAGUCGAAAGCUCUUUCACCGGAACAGAAGUUCUACCGUAUACUCAUCAGAAGAGAACUGGAGAAUUUUGAGUACAGGCAUACAGUGAAGCUACUUCGAAAGGCCAGUUGGAGGAACCAAGGCGUUUACCACACUCUCUUUGAAUUGUUUACGAAACCAGAGGAAAUAAGUUACCAAAAUAUCCCAUUCUUAGCCCGAAUCUUGAAGGACCUGUAUGCGUAUCAGAGAAACUUUGUCUUAAAAGCCAUCGAUGAGCUCCUAGAAAAUAUUGAACGAGGGCUAGAAUUGAACGAUUACUCACGGAACAUGCAUAGAAUCUCACAGGUGAAAUAUCUUACUGAUCUGUACAAUAUCGAGCUCAUCAAACCGCAGGUUUUAAUUGAUACACUUUACAACAUCAUAAACUUUGGGUUCUCGGCUCAAGACGUUCAACUCUUUUCUCCGAACUCGAUCGAUCCGACCGAUAACUAUUUCAAGAUUCAAUUGAUUACGACAGUUCUUUUGAAUGUAACCAAAAGAGUGCGUAUAUUCAAGGACCGCAUCACAAUGUUCUUGAUGUUUCUCGAUUACUAUGUGCUCGCGAAAGCACAGCCGCUGCCAAAAACAGUCAAAUUCAGCGUCGAAGCGACUUUCGAUAAGUAUGCGCCCGAAACUGGAAUACGAAGAAGUGAUACUGCGCAAGAAAGUUUCAUGCGUCUCACGCAAUUUUUAAAGAUUAAAGUUAAGGCUCAGAUAAAUGGAUCCACUGCUGUUGUUGAUAGCGCCGUUAAUUUAUCCGAGGUGGAAGAAGAGAUGGCAAAUGAUAAUGACGGCAUAGACGAGGCCGAUAAAGACUAUCCGGAGAGUGGCAUGUCAGCCGCUGAAGAGUACGAGGAUAAUGCCGAGCAUAAUGAGGAUAUAGUCGAUGAGGACGAGAUGGAUGAGGACGAAAGCCUCGAGCAAAGCGACAGCGAAGAUGGAGACGAGUCAUUUAACAAUGCUGAAAGCGAUUACGAUGACAUUUAUGGAGAUGUCGAUGCAGAUCGUGAUAUUGAAAAGCGGAGGAUGUAUGAAGAAUUCCAAAAGAGGUUGAAGGACGACGAGGAACGCAGGAUUGAGGCGGAGAUGGAGAAGCAGUUCCAGCAAAUCUUGUUAGAAUCUGCUGAUUCCAGGAAGAAUGAAAAAUCCACUGGUGGUAAGAUACCUUCAAUGUCCUCCACAGGAGAAACGAGCAAGCCAAGGUUACUUCGUCCAGAAUUUCAGGAUAGAGGUCACGACCGACAGCCACAGAAGGUUGCCUUCACGUUUUUAAGUAAGUCAGGUAAGAAAACGCAGUCGAGGGUGUUGGGGUUGCCUUCGAACGUUGAAUUCGUCUCGGGAGUCCUUGAGGAGGAGGAAAGGUUGAAAAACGAACGAGAGAAGAUCAAGGAAAUCGUCCUACAAAGGACAUUCGAUUAG
Molecule: messenger RNA, 2838 nt
Organism: Torulaspora globosa
Lineage: Eukaryota; Fungi; Ascomycota; Saccharomycetes; Saccharomycetales; Saccharomycetaceae
Gene: NMD2
Product: Nmd2p
Exons: 1
Coding region: 1-2838 (945 amino acids)
Biological process (GO): nuclear-transcribed mRNA catabolic process, nonsense-mediated decay
Cellular component (GO): exon-exon junction complex; cytoplasm
Molecular function (GO): protein binding; RNA binding
Source: RefSeq, a predicted model, not a curated record